AUGACACCAGAUCAAGGUACCCCUCUUAAAGAUCCUACUAUGUACAGAAGCAUUGUAGGAGCUCUACAAUACUUAACAUUCACUCGUCCAGACAUAGCAUAUGCAGUUAAUACUGUAUGUCAGUUCAUGACUAAGCCUACAGAUGUUCAUUAUGCUACUGUUAAAAGAAUCUUGAGAUAUUUGAAGGGAACAAUUCAUAAGGGCAUUUUUUAUAGUUCAACUGGUGCUUUGCAUAAUGCUGUGAAUGUUAAGGCUUUUUGUGAUGCCGAUUGGGCUGGUGAGGUGAUACAGAAACUCUCCACUACUGGUUUUGUUGUCUACAUUGAAUUGUGUCCUGUUUCUUGGCAAUUUAAGAAGCAAGGGACUGUAUCUAGAAGUUCUACUGAAUCUGAAUAUAGAAGUUUGGCCAAUACUGCAGCCGAGAUCAGUUGGAUUAGACAUCUCCUGUGUGAUUUGAAAAUUCAUAUUCCUUGUGCUCCUUUGCUUAAGUGUGACAAUUUAUCUGCUCUCCCAUUAGCAUCAAAUCAGUGUUCCACUCAAAGUUCAAGCACUUGGACAAUGAUUUUCAUUUUGUCCGAGAAAGGGUGCAACACAAUGAUCUUCGUCUUGAGUAUGUUUCCACCACAGAACAGAUUGCAGACAUAUUGA
Rosa rugosa (rugosa rose) is the source of this 648-nucleotide messenger RNA. RefSeq lists its product as uncharacterized. Bases 1 to 648 code for a protein of 215 amino acids. The transcript has a single exon. Lineage: Eukaryota; Viridiplantae; Streptophyta; Magnoliopsida; Rosales; Rosaceae. The record is from RefSeq and is a predicted model, not a curated record.